AUGACACUCUCGCCGGACCCCAAUAUCCUCUUUCUAGACUCCAUCAAGCUCGCAAAAUCGCAGCUGGCCGCUUUGAGUAAGAUAGCCACAAUAAUCCCAAACACGAGCAAGAACAGGGACAAUUUCAUUCAAGACCUCGGCACAAAGUACAAGGAUGUCACCGGUAUCUACCGUCAUUUCAAAGCAUCCGAAUCGAUCAAGAUAACAGCGCACAACGGAGCUGGAUAUGAUCAAAUCGACAUCCCAUCCUGCACAUCCCGCAAGAUUCAAGUCUCCAACGUCCCCACCGCCGUCGACGGCGCCACUGCCGAUACCGCUAUCUUCCUCAUCCUCUCUGUCCUUCGCCAAUUCCCACUUGCCCUUGCCCACGCCCAAGCUGGCACCUUCAAUUCCGCGCUCCCCUUGUCAAACGAUCCCAAAGGCAAGGUGCUCGGUAUCGUCGGGAUGGGCGGUAUAGGCAGUGCGUUGGCGGUGCGAGCGAAGGCGCUGGGGAUGCAGGUGGUCUACCACAACAGGAAGAGGGUGGAUGCUGGAAAGGAGAAGGAGCUAGAUGUGCGGUAUGUGGGCUCUCUGGAGGAGCUUCUCAAGACGUCCGACGUCAUCUCCCUCAACCUCCCCCUCACGCCUUCCACCCACCACCUCAUCUCCACCCCCCAAUUCGACCUCCUGAAACCCACCGCCGUCUUGAUCAACACCGCCCGAGGCCCCAUCAUCGACGAAACCGCCCUGAUCCAGGCUUUGAAAGACAACAAGCUGGCAGGCGUGGGGUUGGAUGUGUAUGAAAAUGAGCCCAAGAUACCGAAGGAGCUUUUGGAUGAUCCGAGGGCGGUGUGUUUACCGCAUGUAGGGACGGUGACGGUGGAGACGCAGGAGGAGAUGGAGGCGGUUUGUUUGAGGAAUUUGGAGACGGGGGUGAGGACGGGCAAGAUGGGGUUUGUGGUGGCGGAACAGAAGCAUAUGUUGGAAGAGUAA
Cryptococcus wingfieldii CBS 7118 is the source of this 972-nucleotide messenger RNA. Its product is annotated as 2-hydroxyacid dehydrogenase. The record is from RefSeq and is a predicted model, not a curated record. The transcript has 6 exons. Bases 1 to 972 code for a protein of 323 amino acids. Gene Ontology annotation, cellular component: cytosol. Gene Ontology annotation, molecular function: glyoxylate reductase (NADPH) activity; hydroxypyruvate reductase [NAD(P)H] activity; NAD binding. Lineage: Eukaryota; Fungi; Basidiomycota; Tremellomycetes; Tremellales; Cryptococcaceae.